Messenger RNA from Erigeron canadensis, 1373 nucleotides. RefSeq lists its product as uncharacterized. Gene Ontology annotation, biological process: GPI anchor biosynthetic process. The transcript has 4 exons. The record is from RefSeq and is a predicted model, not a curated record. Gene Ontology annotation, molecular function: catalytic activity. NCBI's taxonomy places the organism in Eukaryota, Viridiplantae, Streptophyta, Magnoliopsida, Asterales, Asteraceae. Gene Ontology annotation, cellular component: endoplasmic reticulum. Bases 1 to 1167 code for a protein of 388 amino acids.
AUGAUAAAAAGAUUCAAGAAAAAGGGGCAAGUCACGAUUCGUGGUCAAAAUAUCAGCCAAGCUGCGGCAGAACGCAUUCGGGUUGCUUCUUUUAAUGUUGCUAUGUUCUCCCUUGCCCCUGCAGUUGGUAGAUCAGAUGGAAAUUGGGUUGAUGGUGUUCGUGGACAUGAAAAUGGUGGACCAAAGAGCAUAUUGAAGAAUUCUCCACUGCAUUCGAGCAUGAUUGUUAAUGAAAAUCUUGCUAAGAGAGUGUCGAUAAAUCUUCCAGAAAAUGAAAUAUCUAUGGCCCAGAAUCAUCGGAUCCUGAGAAGCCCGAUUUGCUUCCCGUUAAUUGGGUGGAUGGAGGAAGGGAGUAGAAGCAUUCUUGAUGUACUAAGAGAAGUUGAUGCUGAUGUAUUGGCUUUGCAGGAUGUGAAGGCUGAAGAAGAAAAAGAAAUGAAACCGUUAUCAGAUCUGGCUUUCGCUCUGGGGAUGAAUUUCGCGUUUGCAGAAAGCUGGGCUCCCGAGUAUGGGAACGCCAUUCUGUCAAAAUGGCCGAUCAAGAGAUCAAAGGUUCAAAAAAUAUAUGACGAGCAAGAUUUCAGGAACGUGCUUAAAGCCACAAUUGAAGUCCCACGGAUGGGUGAAAUCAACUUUUACUGCACACAACUUGAUCACCUCGACGAGAAUUGGAGGAUGAAACAGAUCAAUGCUAUCAUCAAAUCAAGCGAUCACCCCCAUGUUUUGGCAGGUGGCAUCAAUUCACUUAGCGAGUCAGACUACUCAUUUGAUAGGUGGACAAACAUCGUUAAGUAUUAUGAAGAGUUGGGGAAACCGACACCAAGAACAGACGUCAUGAGUUUUCUACACGAAAACAAGUACAUCGAUGCAAAACAUUUUGCGGGCGACUGUGAACCAGCUGUGAUCAUCAGUAAAGGCCAAAGUGUACAAGGCACAUGCAAGUACGGUACACGAGUAGAUUAUAUUUUGACAUCUAAGGGGCUGCAAUAUCAAUUUGUGCCUGGAUCUUACUCGGUAGUAUCCUCCAAAGGCACAUCUGAUCACCAUAUCGUUAAGGUCGAUUUAGUAAAACUCGAGGAUGGUCACCAUGACACAAAGCGAAGAAAGAAGAUGACACAAAACGUUAUCAAAUUAGCAUAUGACGGUGCGUGCUGCAGAUAUACAUAAGUCAUCUAAUGUAUGAUAUUCGAUACAAAACUCGUAACAAAUUGUCAGAAGAGAUGUAUGAACAACUAGCUAGCGAUAUUUUCGCGAUGGGGUAAAUCGCUGGAACAGGUUAUGCAAGAACUAGUUAUAGCUUUGUAACUGGUGGACUGGUGGUUUCUAUAUAUAUUUGUAUCUGAUUAUUUUUUUGGUAUAUAUAAUGAUUAUUU